AUGUUUCAGUUGGUAACACUGCCUGGUCUCGAUCUGGAUCUGGUGCUGACUUUCUCCAACAUCACCUGCAAGCUCAUCAAAAACAAGACGAAAUUACCAUCAGAUGCCAUGGUUUUGGAUGGAGAUUCUCUUGAGUGCUUGCUUUCCAAGUUCUUUUUUCCAAAACAAAAAGACCAAAUGUAUCCUGUUGCUAGUAAAAUUAUUGGAUCAGUGAUCAAACUUGCCGGAUACGCUCAAAGAUUUUUCUCUCCAGAAUUUGCUACGAAAUUGCUCGAGUUGUAUUUUCCUCGGAUCAAUAUUCAUUAUUUUCCCAGCAUGAUCACUCGUCUUUCAGUUGUGAUGCUUCUUCUUCCCGUAAAUGUUGUUCCGAUAGCACCAAAAGAUAUGACUGUUCAUGUCAGUUUAUCAGAAACUCCAAAGUUUUUUUGGAUUUCAACCUUUUUUUCAAUCUGGCAAAUGGUUGUUAAUGUCCCCACAUACGAUAUGUUGUUUAUUGACUUGUUUGGACGACUUGCCGAGGAACAGCUUGCUACCCCCGAGUACUGUGCUUGGACAGAUGAUCAGAUUCGCGUAAUCUUUACAAUUGGCAUGAAAAACUUUGGUCUUCCUAUUGGCAGUGGAUCUAGUGGCAUGGAGCGUAUGCCUAUUCGAAAACACGAUUCUGGUUUGCCCAUACAACCAAACGGAAGCGACAAGAACAUUCAAUUGAUGGAAGGCAUGUCAAAAAGCAAAGUGGAAUAUCUGGCCAAGUUUAUUGUGUACACUAUAUUUCCACCGCAAGUCGAUUCGAAACAAUAUUCUACCAAAACGCUCGAGCAUUUAGAAAUGUUGAUUCAAGCUAUUGAGAGCUUUUUCCAUCCUUCAAAUACAGGAAAAUGGUCAUUUCCUAUUUCCCAUUUUAUCAAGACAUUGUCUCAAGAGUUUGUCAGUCGUUGCAAAAAUGAAGAAGACCCAGAAACUAAAGUUCCUCCGCAUUACAGGAUCACGGCUGAUAUCAAACAGCGAUUUGUGAUGCUUUUAAAAACCGUAGCAUAUUUGGGCAUGUUUGGUAAAGAUUCACGAGCUGUGGCAUACUCCAACAGCACGCUCAAAUAUUUGUCUUGGAUUGAUCCUGAAGCAGUGUUUCCCAGUUUACUUGAACGAGUAUAUCCAUCUCUUGAAGCUCUUAAUGAGACUCACCGCACUAUUUCGUGUAUCUCUGCUCUCAAUACCACUGCUCUUUCUCUUAUACACUCAAGUCAUUAUCCUGACGGUGGCCAUCAUUUGACUUCACUGUUGCAUCUUACGCUUCCAGGGUUGGAUAUUAACGACAUUUCCAAAUCAAACUCGACUUUAAUGUUUAUUAGCAACGCUAUAAUGACGGUUCCGAUUUUUGACGUAUCGGCAAGUAGCUAUAGUAUGCCUACUGGUAUGGAAAAAGAAAUAGUGUCGAUUUAUGAGUCUCAUGAAAAGCGUCGUUUAUCCACUGCUGAAUUUGAAUCAUGGGUUUCCAAAUACCUUGAUCGAAUCUUUGCCAUUUUUGAAAAUCUGCCUCAACAGUACGGUGCUGGUCAAGGAUCAGAAAUGACGGCAGAAACAACGCUGUUGGAUAUGUUGAUGUACACCAGUGAGAUGAUAUUUUCACAACUCUCUGAUCAGCUGGAGAAUAUGGUUUUAAGAAAAUUAGUCGAUUUUUGUGGGUCCAAUGUGAUAUCGUCUGCUACCAAAGCCAUUGGGACUUUGUGCUGCAUAGUGGCUCGUGCUAAUCCACGUAAGCGACUGGCAUUGUUUGUUCCGCUUUGCUGCAAUAGUAUUCGUGAAGAAAUACAUCACGGCGCAGGCUCAAAAUUAUGUAGCAAGCUGUCAGCCAACUCCAAUCCGUUUAAUUUCGCAUCCAUGUCAGAUGCUGCUUUGCACUGGCACCAAUCUAUUCUUCUUUCGGUUGUUUUAAAUUCUGGCGAAGCUUUGCUAGAGUAUCAAAGUGAGAUCUCAUCUAUUCUUGACGAAUGUGUGACAAAGUGUGUUUCGCGAAGAGGGUACAAAUGGGCAGGUAAACUACUUCGCAAUAUUCUUUUUAGUCUGACUCGUGUCUAUCCCCGUGAAGCACGUAGUCAUGCAAAGAAGCAAUGGGAAAGCACCGAGUUUCAAGAAUCGAGCCACAUGCACUGGGGUGAGAUGUGUACACUGGAAACCGUAGAUAUUCAAUGGCAUGUUCCUACCACUAAAGAAAUCCAGUUUGCAAGGGUAUUGCUAGAGCGGUAUAUGACACUUGCAACCUCUCAACUUGAGUUAUACAUCACAUCUUUGACUUCUUCAGCAAGUCAGGCGAAUCCUAGCGGUGGUGGUGUAGAUAUUGGCAAGUGGCUAUCACUACUCAAAAACUGUUUAUAUGGAUCUGCUAUUUUACUUCAACCACAGCCAUCCAUGUCGCUGAAUGACGAAAUGGAUGAUCUGGAUCAUUACAUGAUGCGAUUUCGUCGAAUUCCACCGAAUAUAGGUGCUUGUUUCUCCGAUCCAAACUCUGCUGAAUACAAAGAUUGUUUGUCUCAAAAAGAAACCAGUUACGACGUGCUUCAUCGUCUUGCUAGAAUCAUGCAUAUACAUUGCUCCAACGAUGUUGAAUCUAUUCAAAGUUUACUUUCUUGCAUGGAUGUAUGCAUUUCAUUUGCUGGUGUAAACACAGCUUCCUACGAUUCAUCUAUGCGUUUAUACAAGUACAUGAAAUCUAGUGUGUGUCUGACAGAAAAUCAGAAAGCUUAUCCGCGAUGCCUGAUUAUUCAGCGCGAAAAACUGAUUCAUAUGUCAAGACAAAAACAACUGAGCAUGCAGCGUGAACUGACUCCAAAGCUGAGAAUCAUGAUUGAGCAGGAUUUACCUGUAUUUUGUGUUUCUGGAUACAUUCCUGUACGAAUUCGAGCACAAAAGGCUUUGACUGAGGCAUUAAAGUGCUUCCCUGUAACAAGAUUCAUGGUUUUUCCAAAAGUUUUAAAGUAUUUGGAACCAACUGCAAUAGAAAAUGAGUUGAGCUCAAGUCAGAUGAAAGGUGCACUUUAUCUUUUUCGAUCUGGGGCUUUUCAGGAAAUGGUACUGUAUCACUGGAAAUACACCCGUCUGUAUUUAAAUACUCUUGUUCGCGCUCAGCAUGAUGACAAGCCUUCAGUACUCGAGUUGAUUCGCAAAGCAUAUAUUUUAUUUUUGAUGCAAAUGUCUGGAGUAUCGUACGUUACACCUUCUAUUACUGAUGCAUUGAUGAAGUUGAUUACUGGACUUCAUUGCGAUGACGUGGCGCUAUUGAAGACAAAAGCUCUUGUAAAGGAAAGAUUUGAGAAAGCCAGAGUUGAAUAUCUUGAAUUGAUCGAAUCUCUAGUGUCGUUUGCACAAGACAAUUCUUCUCAUUGGCGAUUCACUGCUAUGGCUGCAAAUCUUGUUGACGUACUUUUGAAAGUUGAUGAGCCUGUAUCGCCGACUAUUAUGCAGUUUGCAGUGUCUAAUGUGAUAAAUGAGCACCCCAUAAUGCGCCGAAAUUGUGUGUCGCUGCUGACACACAUUUUGGUGAUUCUUAAACAUCGGGCUACAAAACAAGGCACUUCUUAUAUUGCUGAAUUGAAAAAGCAGAUUCCUCGUUCUGAUCUCGUUCAUCCAUUUACCUUGGAUUCAAAUACCGACUCGUUGGAAAACACACAGUUUAAUGACCAACUAGAUUGCGGAUGGCUAGCUCAACCUCAUACACUCACUGUUUAUAAAGGCGUUCGGGAAUUUACGCAGGAUGCAGUAUUAUCUUUCCACGAUGCCACGUCAACAAAAGCUCAUGACAUUUUAUUCAGCGGAUUAGAGGAUCCAUCUUUUUGGACAAUGAUUGCAACGUAUUCAUCACAAGAGGCAUCCAACUCAGUAGAGCCAUUUUCCAAUUCUACUGCAAACUUGGUGAAACGUAUCGCCGGCUUAUUUGAAGAUGUUUUACUGAAGCACCUAUCGCCAAUUAUUGAAUCGUUUGUUGACAAACCGGAAAAUAAGAGUGCUCAGCGAGCAGGGGCAGAGCUACUUGCAGGUGUUCUUCGUGGCGCAAAACAUUGGUGCACACUUAAACAGAAUGCGCUUUGGACAUGGGCCAUUCCACUUCUUUCGCGAGCAUUUACACAGGCUACAUCGGAAAGCAUUCAGUACUGGAUAGAAUGUGUCAAGUUUGUAACACUAGCGCGAGAUCCUCGCAGAUUACGUCCUCUCAUCAGCCUUAUAUUAGACAACAGUUUGGAACUAUCACCAACAUCUUUUUUUUCUGAAACCAAAAAGCUAGUUUUGGCUGGGACAAUUGUGUCUGUUUUUGCAAACCAUUUACGAGCUGUAUCUGAUAAGCUUUUGGAUGGAUAUUUUAAAGUCAUACAAAGCCCCUAUGCACAAGUGAGAGAAAGUCUUGGUGCUUUGCUGAAUCAACUUGUACAGCUACAAUGGCAUCCAAAUGCAGCAAACACUACUGUAUUGAUGGAAGUGCAUAUGCAGGAGUGGGCCAAGGGAGGACCAAAUUCAACCCAAAUGUCUACUUACCAUGGCGGGAGUUUGUCAUCUAAAAGCCUAGAUCAGUCUAAUUGGCAUGGAAUAACUGUUCCUAUUUAUUUACAGGGACACGCUUCUAUCUUGAUUCAGAAACUGGUGAAUGAACGUAUGCCCCAAUGGCGACUUCAUCCUCGAGAUCCCAGUUCCUCUUGUUCAGAUUACGGAAAUGCAAGCAAAACUCUUUUAGCAUGGUUGACGGAUGCUCUAAUGUCAUUCCGUGUUGCAGGGAUAUAUCCAUAUAUGCCUAUGAUGCUUCCUUUAUUGUUUGAGAUGCAGGAAUUUUGGGAUGGAGAUUUACAAAUUGGAGCAGCGGCUGUAGCUAAACUGUAUCCACACUUUCACCAUCAUCCAAAGCUACUAUGUGAAGCGUUAACCACGCUGCUUGAUUUUUUGUCUGAUCGAAAUAUGAUGAAAAGUGAUUCAGCAGCUGUAGAUGAGAUUCAGAUGGUGGAAUAUGGAUGGCAUUUAAAAGUGAGAGUCAUGCCUGUCUUGCAAGUCCUUUUUUUCCGGCAUUUGCAUAUGAUUCCACCUGCAUUUAUCAAUCAGAUUGUGAUGGAUGUGUCUGCUUGUCUUGGCGAUCGACAAGUUGAGGUACGACAAAUGGCGUCAGUGACGCUUGGAGGUCUCGUAAGAUGUUCACCCUAUCCACCAUUAAUUUCGAUGCUGACAUCGACGUUUGAAAAGCAACUUGAACAAACUCGUCCUGCCAAAGACAAAUCUAAAAGUCAACCUGCCGACAUCAAUGCAGCCGCACGACUAGUGAAACGCCAUGCAGCCGUGCUUGGACUUGCAGCACUUGUACAGGCGUUUCCAUAUCAUGCCCCCGAGUGGAUGCCUAAUAUUCUAGUGGUACUUUCUACCUGUAUUUCCGAUUCAGCUCCUAUCAGGACAACGGUAUCAAAGACGUUUGCUGAUUUCAAGCGCACACAUCAAGAUAAUUGGAUGCAGGAUAAACUAGUGUUUACUGAGGAGCAAUUGACCGUAUUAUCUGAUUUGCUUAUUUCUCCAAGCUACUAUGCCUAGUUUAUAUUGGCAUUUGCUUGGUAUUUAUUCAAGGUGCUAUAAAUUUAAACAAUGCAAAUAUUACUCUGUCAGAUUUGUGUCAAAGAAUACAAGUAAAUACU
This is a messenger RNA of Batrachochytrium dendrobatidis JAM81, 5654 nucleotides long. RefSeq lists its product as uncharacterized. The record is from RefSeq and is a predicted model, not a curated record. Gene Ontology annotation, cellular component: cytosol; nucleus. Gene Ontology annotation, biological process: proteasomal ubiquitin-independent protein catabolic process. Gene Ontology annotation, molecular function: proteasome binding; peptidase activator activity. Bases 1 to 5553 code for a protein of 1850 amino acids. Lineage: Eukaryota; Fungi; Chytridiomycota; Chytridiomycetes; Rhizophydiales. The transcript has 10 exons.